UCUUCACUCUUCACCGAGCAUAACACAUUCACUUACAGUCUCUCUUUCACUUUGCUUGACGCAAACUUUCAUUCUCUACCAUACACAUUCACUUCUCGAUCAAUCAAUCGUUUUUCCAACCACACUUUUCAAAAUGAAGGCCUCCAUUGCUGCUUCCAUCUUGGCUCUCGCCGCCUCUGUCGUCGCGACUCCCACCUCCAAGAACCCCUCCAACUUCCACGCCAUUGCUAAGCGCGCCGACUUCCCCAUCCCCGCCUCCAAAGGUUCUGUCACCUACAAGGCGGCCCAAAAGGUCUCUGGCACCUUCGAUGGAGGCAUGAAGACUUACGGCCGUGGUGUUUCCUGCACCGGUCAGGCCGAAGGUGGCGAUGCUGACGCCGUCUUCCUCCUCGAGGACGGCGCUACCCUCAAGAACGCUAUCAUCGGAAAGGACCAGAUCGAAGGUGUUCACUGCAAGGGUGCCUGCACAAUUGAAAACGUUUGGUGGGCCGCCGUCUGUGAGGACGCACUUUCGAUCAAGAAUGACGGCGACGCUUUGGUGAAGGGUGGAGGUGCUACCGGCGCCGAAGACAAAGUUAUUCAGCAUAACGGCAAAGGAACCGUCACCAUCGACGGUUUCACUGUCAACGACUUCGGCAAGCUCUACCGCUCGUGCGGUAACUGCAAGAACAGCGUUGAGCGUCACGUUGUUAUCAAGAACGUCAAGGCGACCAACGGCAAGCUCCUUGCCGGUAUCAACUCCAACUUUGGCGACUCUGCUACCAUUAGCGGAACCUGCGCUACCAGCGUCAAGACCGUCUGCGAGGAAUUCAAGGGAACCACCCCCGGCAACGAGCCCAGCUCCGUCAGCAAGGGCCCCAGCAAGGCCUGCAUCUACACUGCUUCCGAGAUCAAGGGCUGCUAGGC
Periconia digitata is the source of this 906-nucleotide messenger RNA. NCBI's taxonomy places the organism in Eukaryota, Fungi, Ascomycota, Dothideomycetes, Pleosporales, Periconiaceae. The record is from the annotation of a GenBank genome assembly.